UAUCUCAAAGCACGUUCGGGUAAAAGAUGGUUAUGGGGCCAGCUCAGAAGAGUACAAGCCAUAGACUUUGUCAAAUUAGAGCUGUAUUCGACUCAAGAGCUUGUGGACAUUUGCCACUCUCCAUCUCUUCCCCAAGAUACAGACUCGUAUGUUUACAAUCCCCAGUCGGCAGAACACAUACCACCAAUUGGAGCAAAUCACCUCAUGCAUCUGUUUCCUCAUCCGUCGCACGCCGAGCCUUUGCCGAUUCUUUUCAGACGAGUGCCCAAAAAGGUUGAAAACCCACUAAAGCCUUGUCCAAUAAACGGGGUUGGGUUAGGCUGGGGCCUGUACCUUCAGGAGGGCAUGAACUGGCCGGCUAUGCUUCUCUAUGGCUGCAUUGGGUUUGGACUCAGCCUUUUCACAGCGGUGGUUUGGGCCACACUUGUUAAUCAAGGGGAUGUGCAAGGAGGCUUUGCUAUUGGGGGCUUUAUGCUAGCAUUUUUAGGGUUUGCCGGAGGCGUCAUGGCGCACAUGAAUGGUGAGAAUGAACUGUAG
Molecule: messenger RNA, 537 nt
Organism: Podospora anserina S mat+
Lineage: Eukaryota; Fungi; Ascomycota; Sordariomycetes; Sordariales; Podosporaceae
Exons: 1
Source: RefSeq, a predicted model, not a curated record